AAUUUUUAAUAAUGUGAUUAGAAGUAAUGAAAAGUUUAUUUUAUAUUAAUUCACUCAUUUUGUUUGAGUAAUCUGUAGAACAUGGGUUGACAAAUUCCUUCCCCGAGGGCCGGUAUCCAGCAUGUUUUUAGUGUUUUCCCUGCUUCAACACACCUGAUUUUAAUCAGCAAGUGAUUAACAGCUUCUGCUGAGCAUGAUGAGAUGUUGAACAGGUGAAUCAACUGUAUUGAAGCAGUGAAACAACCAAAACGUGUCAGAUACCAGCCCUCUGAGAAGUGAGUUGCCAACUGCUGUAGAAAGUGUUAAGACUACUUGUGGCAAAUUAUACAGAAUUUUAAAUUAAUAUCUAAAGAAAUAUGUUUACAUGCUUGAAAGCUUAGGAAUUCAGUUUACAAGUCAUCUCUUUAUUUUCCGCCCCACACCUCUCAGUUUCUAUAAAUCAUGCCCAUCGUUGUGUACUGAUAGAUUAAUGUCAUUAUGCUCUCUUUACGCUAAUUUAAUCUCACUGCCUCAAUCUUUGGGAGAACAAAUUUAAGUAGAGUAGUGAGGACAUAUGUAUUUUUAUGUGUGUGUGUGCGGCAGCAGGUAAAAGCGAGAUGCCCCAGCCCGUAAAGCGAUCCUGACACCAUGAAUAAUAGAGAAUGUUGUAGCAGAGAAGAUAAGUUCCCUCUGCAAGGCUCCUUUUUCACAGGGCUUUCUCCUGUGGAUCACGUGACCACAGAGGUGACAGUAAUUUUUCAUGAGAUGUGUUUGUGGCUUGUAUGUUCAUACAUCACCUAGGUAGCGAACCAUCAGGUGGUGAUUCCCUGAGAGUGUCCUGACUCGGGAUAUCUCCAACUGUGCAUUCCCAGGCUCCUCCUGGAUCCCCAGACUCUACCUGAAGCCAAGGGUCAAAUGAAUUGUCUUACACCAUUAGAAACUCAAGGCAACACUUACGAAACUAAAAGCCAGGGGAAGGAAUGAAUAAAAGAUGCCGUCGAAACAGAAAAAAUCCACAACUUCGGAGGAAACCGAGGAGGUUGAUGACGAAGUGGAGGAAAGCGAGCCAGAUUUAAAGGAGAGGGGCAACGAUUUGACCCAUGGGGACACCACGACAAGAAAAAAGAGUUGGAGGAAACAUAAGAGCGACGAGCACUCAGAGAUUCAGAAGAAGGAAAAAGAGGGUGACAAGGUGAAAGAAAAAAAGAGGAAAAAGAAACCAGAUGAUGGUGCUGAAGCUGAUGCUGUGGUUUCAAGCAAGGAUGCUGAGAGCGAGCAGAACAAUAAUGAGGCUACGACCAGGCGCAAAAAGGAGAAAUCUGAGUGGCUUAAAGAGGAAGUGACAGAGAACGCCAAGGAGGACAAGAAAAAGCAGAGGAAGAAGUCGUCUUCAGAAAAUCUAGAAGUAGGGGAGAUGGGGUCCAAGGAGAAGAAGUCUAAAGACGGUAAGAAGAAGAAGAAAAAGUCUCACAGUGAUGAUGCAGAGGACUCCUUAGUAGAGGAGCAAGAAGAAGAGGAGGAAGACUCAAGGAAAAAGAAAAAGAAGAAGGCAAAAAGAGGCUCAGCAGGCAGCGAUGAAGACAAGAAGAAAAAAGGGAGAAAAUCCAAAAGUAAACAGGUGGACUACGCUGCGAUCUACCAAACCGAGUUGCUUAACUACCACACAGACUCCUCUGAUGGGUAUGAAGAUGAGUAUUAUAAAAAAAAAGUGUUUGAGGUGGUCACGAUUACAGGUGAUGUAAAAGGAGCUGGAACUGACGCUAAUGUCUUUGUUACCCUUUUUGGGGAUUUUGGUGUCUCGCCCAAGGUUCACUUAGCAAGCAAAAGCCGGACUGCAUUUGAGAAGAAUAAGACGGACGUUUUCCAUGUUAAAACACACAAUGUGGGACCUCUCAGGAAGCUGAGAAUUGAGCACGACAACACAGGAAUGAGCGCCAGCUGGUUCUUGGACAGGGUGGUGGUGACGGACGUAAAUCGGCCCAAUCUGCGUUAUUAUUUUGCUUGCAACAACUGGCUGAGUCGAGAGGAGGGUGACAACCUGUUUGUCAGGGACCUGCUGGGAAGCCUGAACCCCAUGGACGUCCCAAAGUUGAACAAAUAUCUCGUGAGUGUGUUCACUGCUGAUAUGAAGGGAAGUGGAACCGAUGCCGAUGUCUUCCUCAAUAUCUUUGGAGAACACGGUGACACAGGAGAGAGACGACUGGACAGUGACAAAGACAACUUUGAGCGGGGCUCGGAGGACAAGUUUACCAUAGAAGCUCCAAACCUUGGAAGACUGAGAAAAAUCACCAUUGGCCACAACAACCGAGGCUCAUCAGCUGGAUGGUUUUUAGAUAAAGUGAUGAUAGAUGACAUGGGGAACAAGGAAAUUUAUGAGUUUCCAGUUAAUCGUUGGUUUGCCAUGGAUGAAGAUGAUGGUAAAAUACAAAGAGAUGUGCUGGUUGGAUCACUGCAGCCAAUGGGAAUUAUUUACAAUGUACAGGUGAUGACUGGAAACGUUAGAGGUGCUGGAACAAACUCUAAGAUCCACAUGGUCAUGCACGGCUCCAAGGGCUUGAAAAACAGUGGAAAGAUUUUCCUUGAGGGUGGUGCUUUUGAGCGGGGUCUCAUUGACAUUUUCAAUGUUGAGAUCUGUGCACUGAUCAGCCCUCUCAGCAGGAUCACCAUUGGGCACGAUAAUGGAGCCGUAGGUGCUGGAUGGUACUGUGAAAAGGUGGUCAUUUACUGUCCGUUCACGGGCCUUGAACAGACCUUUCCAUGUGGGAUGUGGCUGGACGAGGACGAGGGGGAUGGACUGAUUGAGAGGGAGCUCUAUGAGAUGGUGUCUCUCAGACAGAAAAAACAUAAAAAAUACCCUUGGUCUCUGUGGAUUUGGACCUCUGAUAUCAAAGGUGCAGGGACAGACGCCCAGGUGUUUCUGCAGAUCUACGGAGAGAAGGGCAAAUCUGAUGAAAUCAAACUGGAAAACAACUCUGACAGUUUUGAACAGGGGCAGAUUGACAAAUUCAUGAUUGAAAUGCCGGACAUGGGAAAACUGCUGAAACUUCGGAUCUGGCAUGAGAAGAGACAUCCGUUUGCUGGUUGGCAUUUAGGAAAAGUCACUUUGCUCAAGACGCUAACCAUGGAGAAAUAUUCCUUUGAUUGCGGCCGUUGGCUGGACAUUAAUGAAGAUGACAAUGAAAUUGUAAGAGAGCUUCCAGCUACAGGAGCGUUCACCGAAGAGCCGCUGCCCUUGAUAAAGUAUCGUGUCACAAUCUGCACUGGUGACGUCAGCGGCAGUGGAACCGAUGCCAGUGUGUUUCUUAAUGUAAUUGGUGACUUAGGUGACACAGGCGAGCGCCUAAUGGUUACGAGCAAAACCAAUGUCAACAAAUUUGAAAAAGGGAACCACGACGAGUUUCUCAUUGAGUCUGUGUUCCUGGGCCCAGUGCGUAGAGUUCGAGUAGGGCAUGAUGGCCGUGGGGGAGGUUGCGGCUGGUACCUAGAUAAGGUGAUGGUCAGAGAGGAUGGGCAACCAGAGUCUGCAGCCAUCGAGUUUCCCUGUUCCAGGUGGUUGGACCGUAAUGAGGAUGAUGGACAGAUUGUCCGUGAGCUGGUUCCAGCCGGAGAGGGGCUUCGUCUCUUUAAUGUCAACUACCACAUAGCAAUCAAGACAGGCAGUGUUAAUGGGGCCAGUUCUGACUCCAGAGUGUUUGUAAAGCUGUACGGGGAGAAGGGUGACACCGACAGGGUCAUUCUGGCCGUCUCCGACAAUGACCUUCGGAACUACUUUGAGACAGCACGCACCGAUAUCUUCAUCCUUGAAACUUACGACGUUGGAAAGAUUAAUCGUCUUCUGAUUGGCCACACAAACGAGGGCUUACGGGCCGGAUGGUUUCUGGACAGUGUGCAGAUUUCUGUCCCCAUUCACGGGAUGCAGUACAUGUUUCCGAGUCACCGCUGGCUUUGCAAGGAUGAGGCAGACGGAAAGGUGGAGGUGGAAAUAUAUCCCAGUGAGGUUUUGGAAAUUGAAAAAUUGAUCAACUAUGAAGUAGCAGUAGUCACUGGUGAUGUCCGCGCAGCUGGGACCAAUGCUAAUGUCUUCUGUCAAAUCUACGGAGACGAAGGAAAAACCGAAAUCCUCUCGCUGAAAAGUCGCUCCAACAAUUUUGAACGUGGCACAACUGAAAUAUUCAAAAUCGAAGCUCUGGAUGUUGGAAAGAUCUAUAAGAUACGCGUUUUCCAUGAUGGGAAGGGUAUCGGUGAUGGGUGGUUCCUGGAGACAGUGGACAUCAAGCGACUGACGAUGGCAGUGGUGCAGGUUGAAGUCAAGAAAGAGGAGACAACCAAGAAAGACAAGAAAAAGGACAAGAAAAAGAAAAAGAAAGAAGAGGAAGACGAGGUGGAGGUAAUAGAGGAGCUGAGGGAGGUGGUGGAGACGUAUACUUUCCCUUGUAACCGCUGGCUGGCCAGGGACGAGGAGGACGGGGAGAUUGUUGUUGAGUUACUGACUGAGGACAAUGAAGACUUGGAGUUGAAGUCAUAUGACGUGUACGUGUACACCGGGACCAUGUGGGGGGCUGGGACCGAUGCUAACGUGUACAUCAACAUCUACGGAGAGACUGGAGACACGGGGGAGCGGUGGCUCAGGAAAUCCAACCACGUAAACAAAUUUGAGAGAGGCCAGGAGGAUGUUCUGAGCCUCACAGCAGUGGAUCUUGGGGUUCUGAAGAAGCUCAGGAUCAGACAUGAUAACAGCCAGGCCAGCGCCGGCUGGUUUUUGGACCGAGUGGAAAUCGUAGACACCAAAGACGAUAUAACGUACUUUUUUCCAUGUAAACGCUGGCUUGCUGUAGAUGAGGACGAUGGACAGCUUGCUAGAGAACUCGUCCCGGUGGAUGAAGCCUUUAUGAGGAAGGGGGAUGAAGAUGAAGAAGACUCAGAGGCAACACUUGGUUUGGAGCAGAAGGCUAUGUCUACAACGUACACAGUAAGGAUCAAAACUGGUGACAAGAAGUACGCAGGAACGGAUGCUAACGUCUUCAUGACCCUGUUCGGCACCAAGGAUGACACAGGAAUAAUUACCAUGAAGGCUUCAAAGACUCAUAAAAACAAGUUUGAGAGGUAUACCACUGACGAGUUUACCGUGGAAGCUGUGGAUCUUGGGCCGCUGCAAAAGAUUCGUAUUGGGCACGACAACUGUGGGGGCUCUGCAGGCUGGUUUCUUGACUGGGUGGAGAUUGAUGCCCAGUCCCUGGGACAGAAGCUUUGCUUCCCCUGCGGCCGCUGGCUGGAUAAAGGGGAGGAUGACGGAGCCAUUGUCAGGGAUCUUUUUCCUAAUCCACUUCAGACGGAGUUUUACACCCCGUUUGUGCCCUAUGAGAUUAAAACCUUCACAAGUGAUGUGUUUGGAGCUGGAACAGACGCGGACGUGUUCAUUGUUCUGUAUGGAAAAGACUCAGUGUGCACCCAGCAGAAGUCUUUGUGCGUCAACAAAAGGGAGAGGAGAAUGUACUUUGAAAGAGGAGCCGAGGACAUGUUUAUCGUCGAGUUAGAAGAUGUGGGAGAUGUAAUUGAGAAGAUCCGCAUUGGUCAUGACAACCGCGGGGUCAAUCCGGGCUGGCACCUGGACAGAGUGGAGAUUAGGCGUCUGCUCAGAAAAGGAAAGGGUUCUGAAACAGUCAUCUUCCCCUGUGAGCGCUGGCUCGCCAAGUCCGAAGACGAUGGAGAAACAGUGAGGGAGCUGGUACCCUCUGACAUCAUCACUGAGAAACUUUCCAGAGACGGCAACCUGAAAGUGACCGAGGUUGAGGUGGAAGAUGCCCUAGAGACCCACACAUACAAAGUGUCAGUAAUGACGGGGGACGUGAAUGGAUCUGGCACGGACGCUAACGUCUUCCUCACUAUCUACGGAGACCUGGGCGACACCGGAGAGAGAAAGCUGAGCAAGUCGGAGACGAACAAAAACAAGUUUGAACGUGGAUCUGUGGAUAAGUUCACGAUAGAAGCUGUUGACCUUGGCCAAGUUUUCAAGAUAAAGAUUCGCCAUGACAACAGCUUGGUGAGCGCCGACUGGUACUUGGACCAGGUGGAGGUGUUUGAUGAAGAUACAGAAGAAGUCUACCUAUUCUUAUGUGAGCGCUGGCUGUCCAGAAAGAGGGAGGACAGGCGCAUUGAAAGAGUCUUCUACGUCAAGGGUUAUGAAGGAGUGAGAGAGAGCCUGGACAGUAAAAAGAAAUCAGCUUUGACUCUAAAGAGUGUUGACAGUAAUAUGAACAAAAAGAACAAAAAGAAGAAAGAUGAAGAAGAAAUCGAGCUCCCAAUCAUACCAUACCACAUCACCAUCAGCACCGGAGAGGAGCGUGACGCGAGUACCACCAGCAGGGCUUAUGUGAUCAUUGUUGGGUCCAAUCAUGCCCAGACGGAGAGGAUGUGGCUGGACCUGCCGGACGGGAGUAAAGGCUUUCAGGCCGGCUCUUUGAAGAGUUUCGAGGUCAGCGGGUCAGAUGUGGGGGAGUUUAAAAAGGUGGAGCUCGGCCAUGAUGGAGCCACUCCAGAAAGCUGCUGGCUCGUUGAUGAGCUGGCUGUUGCUGUGCCAACCAAAGGGGUCAAAUAUAUCUUUGCUUGCAAGUGCUGGCUAGCCAAAGAUCGAGGUGAUGGCUUGACUGCUAGAGAAUUUAAUGUGCUUGAUGCAGAGGCCAUUGCUAUCUCACAGAAGAUUAUCUAUGAGGUGACAGUGGUAACAGGAGAUGUACAGAAUGCAGGAACAGACACCAAGAUCUUCAUGUCGGUGUUUGGUGCCAACGGCAGCACAGAGGAGAUGCUGCUGGAAAAAAACGAGGACAGGUUUGAGCGCGGUCAGGAAGACACCUUCAACAAGGAGAUUGAUGACAUAGAACCAUUAAGGAAAAUGAGACUUCGUAUUGAUGGCUCUGGCAGUAGACCUGACUGGUUUCUCGACAAGGUGAUCUUGCGUAACCUGACCACAGAGGAGGUGUCUGUGUUCACCUAUGAGGAGUGGUUGUCCAGGACGCGAGGACCCAAAAGGACCAUGAUCUGUGAGAUGCCCGCUGUGGUGGAUGAGGAAGUGAUGGUGGAGCUUACCACCUACACCAUCCAGGUCAAGACCAGUGAUGUUUCAGGGGGAGGCACUGAUGCCCAUGUGUGGCUCAUCAUUUUCGGAGAGAACGGAGACACGGGAACCCUAACACUAAAGGAAAGCAACAAGUCCAACAAGUUUGAACGCAAGCAGGUGGACACAUUCCACUUCGCUGACGUCCUCAGUCUGGGAGACCUCUCCAAAGUGCGAGUCUGGCACGACAAUACAGGUCUUGCUCCAGGUUGGCACUUGGAGCACAUCGAUGUGAAAGACGAAAUCUUGGACAAAACUUUUCGUUUCCCAUGUGACCGCUGGCUCUCCAAGAGCGAUGAUGAUGGGCAGAUAAUGAGGGAGCUGGCCUGUGUGAACAACGACUAUUUAGAUCUCAACGAGAAAACCAAAUAUGAAAUUUGUGUCACAACUGCCGACACGAAUGAAGCUGAAACCAAAGAGAAUGCAUGGAUCAUACUUGAGGGGAAGAAGGCUCGAUCAAAGGAAUUUGUAAUGGAGAACUCUUCGAAGAAGAGGAGGUUUUUGCAGGGAAAUGUUGAUAGAUUUGAGAUUUCUUCAAAGAACCUUGGUGAUAUCGCUGCCAUUUGCCUGGGCCACACACCCAAGGAUGGAAAGAAAGUUAAAGGAGAAGUUUACUGGCAUGUUGAGGAGGUUGUUGUGACUGAAAAAGAGCUCGGAAACAAAUACAUCUUCAACUGCAAUGCCCUCCUCCCACUCUCUCCAAAGAGGGAUGACUUCCUCACUUUUGAGUGCACAAAGUCUGUUGAGAGUUUCGCCAGCAAAGCUCGCAGCUUGGUUCCCGUCAAGUACGAGAUAAUCGUCAUCACAGGUGACGAGAAGGGAGCAGGAACAGACGCCAACGUUUUCAUCACCAUCUACGGCUCCAAUGGUGAUUCGGGCCGUCGGCAGCUGCGGCAGAGGUUCCGAAACCUAUUUGAAAGGGAGCAGACGGACCGUUUCCUGAUGGAAAUGUUGGACAUGGGAGAGCUGCAGAGAGUUCAAGUGGAGCACGACAACUCUGGCCUCAGCCCUGGGUGGCUGCUUGACCGAGUGGAAAUCACCAACACGGCCAGUGGUGUUACCACAAUCUUUCUCUGUGGGAAGUGGCUGGACACAAAAAGAGCUGAUGGACAGAUCAUCAGGGUCCUCUACCCAAAAUACUAACAGGUCUGUUUCAAAUAAUGACAAAAGGUUCUCCUUCCUGCACUUUUUAUACCUCAGGUACAAUGACAUUCAUAGUUUUUGUGUUAUCAUUUAUGGUCCAAGGGCAAAGCCUUUAAUCAAGAAAAGAAAAGUGCCAUGUUUUUAAUACAGUUGGACUGCAAAUUUAUU
This is a messenger RNA of Nothobranchius furzeri (turquoise killifish), 8401 nucleotides long. It is a transcript of the gene loxhd1a, whose product is annotated as lipoxygenase homology PLAT domains 1a. Lineage: Eukaryota; Metazoa; Chordata; Actinopteri; Cyprinodontiformes; Nothobranchiidae. Gene Ontology annotation, molecular function: protein binding. The record is from RefSeq and is a predicted model, not a curated record.